GUUUACCGCUCAUAUCAAGUUAUGUGAUAUCGUGAUAGUAGCUUCGGCUCGAUGUGUGAAUAUUUCAAGUUGGUGCCCAUCAUUCUAUGUAUAAACCGCAGAUUUGCUUGUGAACGCCUAGAUGAAAUUUGCUGAGAAACUAAAUGCUCAUCUCACUCCUGAAUGGAGGACUCAGUACAUUGAUUAUGAUGAACUUAAAGAACAUCUGUAUAAAUAUACACAAGUGUUGGAAUCCCUACCUUGUCUUACUGAAGAGGAAACCAAGGCUUAUUUAGACGAAUGUGACGAGGAGUUUUUUCGUCUGUGUCAGAAUGCGCUGCGAAAAAUUGAAGUGUUUUUUUCUGAGAAAAUUGCGGAGGCUAACAGAAAGUUCACCACACUUGUGGAUGAACUGGAGAAUUAUAUUGAAUCAACUCAGCAUAAGUCUUCUGCUUGGAUAGGUGGUUCUAGAUCGUCUAUCUCCAGGAAGCUAACAGAAUCAUUUGUUAGAGAAGCUGAUAAAUUCAGGCCAUCGUUUCGAGAAAAUGGCUCGGUUAUUACAACUACUCAGAGCAAAAUCAGUAAAAUACAGCUGGAAGAAAACUCAGAGUUGCGCCGUCGUCAAAGCCGGUCCAAAUCAUCCGACAAAAGCAAGUAUGAUGCCCUGAAUUUUAAUAAGCGCAAAAAGACUUUCCGAAAACUACAUGACCUGAAACUGGCUUUUAGUGAAUUUUAUCUCAGUCUUGUUCUGCUUCAAAAUUACCAGUCAUUGAAUUUCACGGGGUUUAGGAAGAUUCUGAAAAAGCAUGACAAGCUCUUACGUCGAAACACUGGACUAAUUUGGCGACAACAAGUGGUCGAAUGUGCACAUUUCAAUACCAGCAGAGAGGUCGAUGAUCUCAUUACAGAAGUCGAAAAUAUAUUUACAGAGAAGUUGGAACAAGGGGAUAGACAGAAAGCAAUGAAGCGUUUACGAGUGCCACCGCUUACUGAAAAGUCUAAUCCUCAUGGUUUGUUUCUGUUUGGCUUAUAUGUUGGAAUUUUUCUGGCUCAGUUUAUUGUUAUUGUGUUAACUGGUAUAUUUUUACGUCCACUACCUCCAUAUUACCUUCCUGCAAUACGAUUGUUUCGUGGAACAUUUCUUCUUAUAUUCUUUCUUUGUUUAUUUGGAGCUAACACUUAUGGAUGGCGUUCAUCUGGUGUAAAUAAUGUUCUUAUUUUUGAACUUGAUCCGCGAACACAUUUAGAUCAUUUUGAAUUAUUACAGAUUUCAUUUUUCCUGGCUGUGAUAUGGGGAUGUGCAUUGAUUUAUUUUUUAUUUAGUGAAGUUAUGCAUUCACCUGCGUAUGCCUCACCCUUUGUACUUGUUUCAUUCAUGACACUUUAUCUUUUCAAUCCAUUCAAUUUUGGUCAUGCAAGAGCACGUCGUUGGCUAUUACGCAUAUUGGGACGGAUUUUCAGAGCUCCAUUUGCUCAAGUGUCAUUCGCAGAUUUCUGGCUUGCAGAUCAAUUAAAUAGUUUGAAUUUUAUAUUUCCAGAUAUAGCCUAUUUUAUUUGCUUUUAUUCAUCCCAAAUUGACUGGGCCAAUGGUAUGAAUUAUAUACCACCGGUUGCAUUGUCAUCACCAUCAUCAUUAUCAACUUCACUGGUCAUAGCGCCUACUAGUGGACAUUCUAAUUCUACAAGUUUAACUCUUCCUACCUGUGCUUUCAAUUCAGAUAAAAUUAUAGCUGAUAGUUGCCGGUGUGAAGGAUUAUUAUUUGGUUUGGAUCCAAUUUUGAGGAUAUUGCCUGCAUGGUUUCGUUUUGCCCAAUGUUUAAGGCGUUAUCGAGAUAUGGAUGUAAAGAAAGCAAAUCCUCACUUACUGAAUGCUGGUAAAUAUUCCACAACAUUUCUGGUAGCAUCCUGUGGUGUCUGGUUGGCGAUUGAUAAAGACGGUACGUUUCCACUAGUAGCAUAUGUUAUUUCCAGUUUUAUUCGAUCCAGUUAUACAUACGCUUGGGAUAUUUUAAUGGAUUGGGGUCUGUUAGACUGUCAGUCAGAAAAUAAUCUAUUACGUGAUGAACUAGUCUACAGAUAUAAAGCUUAUUAUUUCUUUGCAAUUGCUGAAGAUUUAAUAUUUCGUUUGACUUGGAUUAUUCGUAUAUGCUUUCUACGUUAUGGAUAUGAGCGAAUGGAAAUUAUUGUUACAAUAUUAUAUACGCUUGAAGUUAUUCGACGUUUUAUAUGGAAUUUCUUUCGAUUGGAAAAUGAACACUUGAAUAAUUGUGGUCAGUUCAGAGCAGUUCGUGACAUAUUUAUUACACCUUUACCUAAAAGACCACCUCGAACAUCAUCAUUAACAUUUGAUAAUCCUAAUUCACAUAAUUCUGGUCUUUCAAAGUUCAUUCGUACAAAUCUUACUUCAAAAAAUGCAGUUCAACUGCUUGCCUAUUCUCCAGUCGCUGGACGAAGAAGUGUACCUGAUUUAUCAAGUGAAAAAACUUUUGAUCCAUCGCAUAAAACUAGUCAUUUUCAGGCAUGUGAUGGAUUAGUUAAUCAAAGAAGAAUUGGUGUUGUAGAAUCUGAGUAUGCACCAUCGCCGACAUUUCAGAUGCCAUUGGAAAAUGAGAAAAUAUUACCAGAUACAGCGUACAAAAAUCCUUUACAUCGGAUUUGGAAACAGUUGAAGUCUUUAGGGAAAAAGUCAAUCAAUGUAAAACAGUGUAAUUAUGAAAUGUCAGCUGUUGACUCUACAGAUAAUCUCUGUCAUGCUAAACCAACAUUCACCUUAUUUGUUGAUGGUGAAGAUAUUCAACAUACUCCAGAUCAUUCACCUGCUCUAUACUGUUCCGGAGAAAGAAAUUUUUCAUCCUCUCAGAGAUCACCUGAUAUAGUAAUAAAUCAGCCAAACUUAAAUCUUUCUGGAGUUUCAAAACCUCGUGUUUUUGUAAGAGAUAAACGCGUGCUAAUAUUAGAUCGUCAAACAGAUAAGGAAUGGGGAGAACCUUAUGAAAAAUGUAAACUUGAUAAAUGUAAAGUUGCAAUAAAUGACUACCCAAUGCCAUCGUCAUCAUCAUCAUCACCAUCAAAAACUUCAAUCAUGAAGUCGAGUACCUCUCAGCAGCGUGUGGAUCAACACUGUGAUAAUAAUGAUGGUUAUCCUGGAAAUAGCUUGGAUAUCAACACGAAUUUAGACUCUCCAGUAUUAAAGGGUAAUUCACCAACCAUUGGAAGUUUACAUCAUUCAAAUACAUCAACUACAUUUGUAAGCCAAGAUAAUUCAGACCUUGAUCCAUUAUGCAUUGAUGUAUUAAGUCCAAAUAAUACUGUAAGGGAUGAAAAUAAAACAAACAUUGUUCCAGUGAAUGUCGGGGUUGAAGAUCAAUGGAAAUGUUCUAUACCGAUUGCAACUAUUUCUGAUUGUGAAUCUACUAAUAUUUCUCCGAAUAAACUGUGAUGGCAUAAUUAUAUCACAGCACAACAAUAAGCUGACAAAUACCAGUGCAAAACGUUUAGAUACAAACAUAAUAUUCACAUUUACACAGAAGGCAAUAAUUUCUGCAAUUUUCUCCUUCCCUUAAUUUUAUGAAUUAUCUUACAUAACUUUAAUGUUAUUAGUAGAAUAUUUAUUAGUGUUUUUGUCUGGAGAGAAUGAAGAAAUAUAUGCAGAUGGAUGGAUAAAAUGAACUCAGCCUGUGUUUUUCUUUUUUCAAUCUUAUCAUAAGUUGGAAAUUUUCUAUUAGAAAAUGAUUAUAUUUUGAAAUUUAACUAAUAUUGUUAUUAUUACCAUUAUCAUUACAAUUACUAUGGUCCUCUUUUCUUUUUCUUUCAUGUAUACCCACAGAUGAAUCAUUUUCAUAUCUUUACUGGUAUUGUAUUUCAAGUAGAGACUAUCAGUUGUUGUUUUAUUUUGUUUUUUGUAAUAACAACACUUAUCAAACUUUUCUAACAAUAUUUUCUCAUGUACCGUAUGUAUAUAUAUACAUACAACUUGUUGUAUAAAUAUUGAACAUCUUGAAUUCGAGUUCGAUGAAGAAGAGGCAAACCUGUAUCCGUGUAAUCCCCCACUUAGUUUAUGAAGAAAUCUGUUUUGUAAUUUCUUAAGCCCCCCCCCUCCCCAAACGUCUUGAUGAUAUGAUAAUAGCAUACACCUCGCCAUUUCCAGUUACUAUGUGUGCGUUUAUUUUCUCUCUACAAUGUCCUAUAAUUACCUUUACGAAUUGAAUUCCUUUCUAACACGCACACUACACAUACUAACUAACUAACACACACGUAUAUGUUGUAAAAGAAAAUAAUAAAGAAAAGAAAAGAAAGGUGAAAGCAUGAUUUUUUUACAGUUUAGGUCCUUGUUUUUGUUUUCUGAUUUUUCUCUAAUCUGUUUCCGUUUUUCUUUUUAAAUUUCCUUUUGCAUAAUGCAAUAGUUAUGGUCUGUUCCUCAAGUAUUAUUACUAUUAUUAUUAUAAUUGUUGUUACUAUCAUUACAACAAUUAUUACUUUUUUAUUUGUUGUAUUUUCUUCUUUUUUUCCUUUUUGUUAUUUUGAUACCAUGAGUUUUGUUUGUUCAUUCUUCUUAUAUACAUAUAAAAGAGUUGAACUUAUACUGUCAAAUUUUAAUGAUCACAAAAUAAUAUAUAUAACCAUUGUAUUUGUAUUUGGCUCUGUCUC
Molecule: messenger RNA, 4626 nt
Organism: Trichobilharzia szidati
Lineage: Eukaryota; Metazoa; Platyhelminthes; Trematoda; Strigeidida; Schistosomatidae
Source: the annotation of a GenBank genome assembly